GUUCAUCGACGAUUUCGCGUGUUCUGCAAUAAGUUUAGAAUGAAGUGAUUCCGGAUGAGGGAAUCGACUCUCAGAGGCAACGAUGGCCGCUCAGAAUUGAACCAGGAGGACGCGUCAGACUUGUGCUCCGCGAUUACGACCGGAAAUCUUGACAUCGAUCCGAAGCUGAGGCUCGAAUUCCUGAUGUCCUCCCGCGUCGAAUGCGGAAGAAACCUCUGCGCUGUCCAGGCACGAUGGAGAAGACAGACUCAACAUAUACUCUCAGCCCGUCAGAGUCGGUGCCAUCCCUUCAUCACCAAACCUACAGCAGGAAUUGUGGUCACCAAGUUCCUCCGUCGGUAAAGCACAAGAUCAAAGUCACCUUGGAAUUCAUCCGAAACCUCAAACUCGAGGCUUUCCUUCUAGUCUACGUGAUGGCCUUCUCGAUGAGACUCAUGAUAACGCAGGAUCUCCUCUUGACAAAGACCUGUCUUCAUCAUUUAAAUUACUCGGAGCAAAUGUGUUCGCAUCCGACGGAAGAAGUCAAGAGCGAGACAGAGAAAAUCGCAAAUACAGUCAACCUAUUCACCAUUUUGGUGCAGCUCGUGCCGUCCGCCCUGCUCUCGAUAUUCGUGGGAACCUGGAGCGAUCGCUAUGGCAACAAAAUGCCGAUCCUCAUCGCAAUAUUGGGUGGUCUUGUCACCGACUUUGGUAAUGCUUUCACGGCGGUCUACAUGGAGAGUUCUCUGUACUGGUCGGUCCUGGCAGCGCUUCCGAACGGCAUUUCUGGAGGUCUAGUCAGUGUUUGGGCAGCUGUGUACUCGCACGCCACGAUUUCAACGAGUCCAGACCUCCGGACUGUCAAGUUCCUGAUGAUAACGCUCGCUAUCCAACUCGGAUUCCCAUUCGGACAAUUCAUAUCGGGACAGGUGUUCAAGUCAUGGGGUUAUGUACCCGUGUACGCGGUGUCUUUCACGCUCUUGUUAGCGUGCUUCGUGUGGAUGCUCAUCAUGGUGCGAGGUCAGAAGAAUCCCGGCGUUUCAAAACUCACCAUGGCGAAAGACUUUUUCAAGCUCGAUAACUUCGUCGAGGGAGUCCGGACCACGGUCCGAGAGAGACCGAAUUCGGGCCGGAAACAAAUACUUCUGAUGUUGGCCACCAUGUGUGUCAUCGUUCUAAAUGCUGAAACAACCCGAUCGGUUACGUACUACUUCGUGAAGAAACAGUUCGAUUGGUCCGUAACGAAGUACUCUGACGUGACGUCUCUAUUCGCAUUGGUGAAUCUUGUGUCGAUUGGGCCGCUCGUUUUGAUUCUCACGAAAGGACUAAAAGUUCGCGACGUUACACUGUCUAUCAUCGGCGUGACAUCGAUGCUGCUGCAAAAUUUCACCAGGGGUCUCGCUUAUCGCGAAUGGAUGUACUACGCAAGUGCGAUCCUGGGCACCGCUGGCGGAGUUUCGACGAUUGGCAUCACGUCUCAUGUUUCACGCAUAGUCUCGCAAAACGAGAUAGCUCGGAUGUUCAGCUUCUGGGCUGCCUGCGAGGCCAUGGUUCCCGUGCUCGGCGAUGUCAUGUCCUCACAGGUGUUCAAUGCGACCAUUGACGCCUUGCCAGGAGCUCCUUUCAUAAUUUCGUCCCUGCUUUUGAUUCUUCCCCUCGGCUCGCUUGUAUACUGUUACCGGAAGUCGAUGGACGACUUCGAACUCUUCGAAGAAGAAGGAGGGGAAGCCAAUGGGUCCGAGAUGGCGUCCUCACCUUCGCUGUGUAGCCCAUGAACGAACGAACACUCGGCCCCAUGACAGGAGAGCUGGUCAGCUCGUUGUAAAUUUUUUCCGCAAGAUUCUUCGAACAAAAGUCAUCCUGCACUGUUCUUAGGUGGAAAUGUUUUUUAAGUUUCGUCGAUUUAGAAUUGGACGCGUUCCCAGCAGAGCGAUCAGCGGGCGUCUGAUCGAAUGUUAACACUGACAUUUCUAAUUUGAUCACUGCUGAUUCAGACGACGAUUGUCGAUCGGCUGCUGUGAUAUUGAGGCCGCGAGCUGCGACUGAUCGGAACCACAUUCGUUCGAUCCAGCUCGAGAGUUACUGUUUUGCUCGGGUACCGAGACAGUCUAUGAAAAUGAGAGUAUAUAUCGUGGAAAGAACUAGCGAGAGAACGAAUCUGUAUCAUUGUUGCGAUUCUUCGGCAUAACCGCCAGCAUUGUAUAUAUAUUCAUUCUAUCGAGCUCGACGUCUAGUCGGGCGAGUAUGAUCUUACGGGCAUAUGAUCCUUUGGGAGACCUGCUGAGAGUAGUU
Molecule: messenger RNA, 2271 nt
Organism: Galendromus occidentalis (western predatory mite)
Lineage: Eukaryota; Metazoa; Arthropoda; Arachnida; Mesostigmata; Phytoseiidae
Product: proton-coupled folate transporter
Exons: 9
Coding region: 201-1754 (517 amino acids)
Biological process (GO): transmembrane transport
Cellular component (GO): membrane
Molecular function (GO): transmembrane transporter activity
Source: RefSeq, a predicted model, not a curated record